Sphaeramia orbicularis (orbiculate cardinalfish) is the source of this 477-nucleotide messenger RNA. RefSeq names its product 2-iminobutanoate/2-iminopropanoate deaminase-like. The record is from RefSeq and is a predicted model, not a curated record. The transcript has 6 exons. Gene Ontology annotation, molecular function: deaminase activity. The coding region runs from base 67 to 462 and encodes 131 amino acids. NCBI's taxonomy places the organism in Eukaryota, Metazoa, Chordata, Actinopteri, Kurtiformes, Apogonidae. Gene Ontology annotation, cellular component: cytosol; mitochondrion.
UCUUUCUGCAGCUGCUGCAACACUUGUGACAUUGAAUUGGGUUAAGUGCAGAUAUUUUCGUUAAAUAUGGCUACAUUAAUCAGGAAGAUCAUCAGCACAAGUAAGGCUCCUGCUGCCAUCGGACCGUACAGUCAAGCGGUGUUGGUAGAUCGGACCAUGUACAUCUCCGGACAGCUGGGGAUGGACCCCGCUAGCGGUCAGCUGGUGGACGGUGGCGUUCAGGCCCAAACCAGACAGGCUCUUGUGAACAUGGGUGAAAUCCUUAAAGCUGCUGGUUGUGGUUAUGAGAACGUUGUGAAAACCACGGUGCUCUUAGCCGACAUGAACGACUUCACUAAUGUCAAUGAUGUUUACAAGCAGUUUUUCAGCAGCAGCUUCCCAGCUCGAGCUGCCUACCAGGUCGCUGCUCUGCCCAGAGGUGGACUGGUUGAGAUCGAGCGGUUGCCGUCCUGGGGCCUCUGACAGACGCAUCCUAAC